GCAGCCAUGUCGCUCUCGAUGUUGCUCCUGUGCGUCUGCGGACUCCUGGUGGUCUCCUCCGCCUGCUACAUCCAGAACUGUCCCCGGGGGGGCAAGCGGGGGCUGGUGGAGGAGUCCGGACUCAGACAGUGCAUGUCCUGUGGGCAGGGGGACCGGGGCCGCUGCUUUGGCCCCAGCAUUUGCUGCACAGAGGGCCUCGGCUGCCAGCUUGGCACCCCAGAAACAAGUCACUGUGUGGAGGAGAACUAUUUAAUGACCCCCUGCCAGACAGGCGGGCGGCCAUGCGGCUCUGCAGGGGGGCGCUGCGCAGGAUCGAGACUCUGCUGCAACUCAGAGAGCUGUGCUGUGGACUCCACUUGCUCAGGGGAGCCGGACGCCUUGGAUCAUGUCCGUGGGUCAGCCGGGAGCUCACCUGGAGAGCUGCUGCUGCGUCUCCUCCACGUCGCAUCCAGAGUCCAGACCGAGUACUGACGGUGUGUCCGGGUUCAUUUCGUGCCUUCAUGUCGCCCCCCUGCUCCAACUGUGGGCCUUUUGAAAACAAAAUA
Messenger RNA from Synchiropus splendidus (mandarinfish), 545 nucleotides. RefSeq names its product arginine vasopressin (gene avp). Gene Ontology annotation, molecular function: neurohypophyseal hormone activity. Lineage: Eukaryota; Metazoa; Chordata; Actinopteri; Syngnathiformes; Callionymidae. The coding region runs from base 7 to 471 and encodes 154 amino acids. Gene Ontology annotation, cellular component: extracellular region; secretory granule. The transcript has 3 exons. The record is from RefSeq and is a predicted model, not a curated record.